Molecule: messenger RNA, 479 nt
Organism: Pelagomonas calceolata
Lineage: Eukaryota; Pelagophyceae; Pelagomonadales; Pelagomonadaceae
Source: the annotation of a GenBank genome assembly
AGCCAUUUGCGCACGAUCAAGUGUGUUGUGUGUGUAACCCUGAUGGCCACGUACUCGCGCCAACUGCUCUCACGGCACAAGACGACGGCUACGUAUGGUGGCCAGGAAGAAGGGAGAGAGAGCAUGCUUAAGGUGAGGCAGGGAGUUGGAACGGGCGCCUUACGCCAUCGACGCGUUUACGCAUUCACGCAGGUCUUCCCGCCGCGCCCGAACAAGAUGUGGGAGACGUUCCACAUCGUCGCGUACGAGUCCUACGAGAAGCCCGGCCAGUACGGCGACGCGCAGCAAACAAUCCAGCGCUUCACGGACCUGGAAGGUGCCCACGCCGCGACCGUCGCGAAGCUCAACAAGGGCGACAAGGUUCGCUUAGAAUGGGACCACAACUACGUGACGCGGUCCGAAAACGGCGGCGGCGAGAGCAAGUACCCCGAGCGCGUCAUCACGGCGCUCGAGCCCGUCGCGUAACGAAACGAACAUAG